Tetranychus urticae (two-spotted spider mite) is the source of this 2720-nucleotide messenger RNA. RefSeq names its product transmembrane protein 62. Lineage: Eukaryota; Metazoa; Arthropoda; Arachnida; Trombidiformes; Tetranychidae. Gene Ontology annotation, molecular function: hydrolase activity. The record is from RefSeq and is a predicted model, not a curated record.
CAAUUUGUGUGAAGCUUUUGUUGACUGUCAAGUGAGUCUUAAAUGUAUCUUUAAUGAUUGGAUCUAAUUAAAGUAAUUCGUUGUCAAGCCAUUAAUGUUGAAUAUUUAAGAAAAUAAUUCACCUUCAGUCCAUGCCAAUUAAUGGUUUAUGAGAAUUUGAUAUUUAAAUUCUUGAUUUGGUUUUGAAAGCUACACUGGAGUACAUUUGUCAUUCAGAUCCAAGUUGAAUCUGUUUUCUCCAGCCAAUCCUAUCUUGAUAGUGGGGAAUCUUAUCUCCUCUUUUAAGUUAUAAUUUGCUGAUUAAACUUUUCAUCUAAUAUCUGGUUCUUAUGUUUAUUGCUACAUCUUUAUCUGCCCUUCAUUAGGGUUUUAGUGAAAAUUGUUUAAAGUGAUACUCUCUGCAAAUAUCAUGUUUGGAAAGCCAGUGACGGAUGAACUCUUCAGUAUUUGCAGUUUUAAAUUCAUUUGAGAUCAUUCACCAUUACUGGAAUAUCAGCAAUCUUUUGACUGAAAAUUCUUUUAAACUUCGUUCAUCUAUCUUUCCUUCUUAGUCUAGUCACCUUAUUCCUUUCAAAAAUUAAGGGUCCAAAGAACAAACUGAUCAUGUUGACAACAACAUUCUUCUUCAUUGCUGUUGUCAUUAUUGGCACUAUGAUUUCUUUCAUACUCCAAUGUAGUCUUAUCGACGAAAAAAAUUUCUAUGGUGAAGUUUACCAUCCACCUGAAACUAUUGACCCUAGUCUGGACACUGUGAUAAUUGGAGAUAAACCAGAUCAUCUUAUGUGGUUUAUGCAGAUAAGUGAUAUUCAUCUCAGUGUUGUUUUUGACCAGAAGCGAAUUCCUGAUUUCCGUAGAUUUUGCAACAUUGUAGUUGAUUCUGUUCGUCCCUCUGUUGUUCUUGCCACUGGUGAUUUAACCGAUUCACGAUCUUUAGCUCCAUUCGGCUCUGAUCAAUUUGAACAAGAAUGGAAAUGGUAUGCUGAUGCCCUAAACACAAGUCGAGUCACUGAAAAAACUGUAUGGCUCGAUAUGAGAGGAAAUCAUGAUACUUUUAACGUUCUUUCCUGGAAUUCUUCAAACAAUUUCUAUCGAAAAUAUACUCACAGAGGUAAUCAAAGUGCUGGACAUUAUGUAUACACUGUUACCCAGGGCUCAGAUAAAUACAAUUUUCUUGGUAUUGAUGCUUGCCCUCAACCUGCACCGAAAAGACCAUUCAAUUUCGUUGGUUACUUGCGGAGCAGUGAUAUUAACUCAAUCGAAGAGCUUAUUAGCAAGGCUCCUAAAUCUAAUAUGACAAUCUUCUUUGGUCAUUAUCCUACAUCUUCCAUCAUUGAAGAUAUUCCUCAGUUGAGAAACAUUAUAACUGGUCCAUAUUUGUGUGGCCAUUUCCAUACCUUAGUUGGGUUAAUUCCAAAAAUGUAUGCAACACAAGCAAGUGGUUAUCUUGAAAUUGAAGUUGCUGAUUGGAAAGAUGAAAGAAUGUUUCGUGUUGCUUCCGUUGAUCACGGUAUAUUCAACUUUGUCGAUGUCAAGUUAGAACAAUGGCCCAUCAUUUUGGUAACAAACCCAAAAGCAGCUUUAGCUCAAAUGCCACGCUAUGAACCACUCCAUCGCAUAGCAAACUCUACACAUAUCAGAGUUCUCGCUUUUUCGCCUAGUCCAAUUGACUCAGUGUCAGUAAGAGUCGAUAAUGAACCAUGGAAUAUUAUGAAUAGGGCUUCAAAAACUCACCCUCUCUUCACAUAUCCUUGGCAUCCCAAAAAAUAUUCAGCUGGACUACACAAAAUUGAAGUUCUAGCUUCUGAUGAAAAUGGUAAUGAAAACACGGAAACUGUUGAAUUCUCAAUUGAUGGAACUAAACCAGAGUAUCCUUUUGGUGCGCGGUUUCUUCUCCGCGUCUCUACUCGUACAUUCCUUCAAUCCGUAAACUUAUUUUUGAUAUUAAUGUCGCUAUUCCCAAUCUUUGCAAUGAGAAUCGUAUUUCUGAUGCAAAAAGGACCACUCGUCCAAUCAAAAGCAAGAUCAAACUUGAUUUACAGAAUUUACUUCAAAUUCAUGCUAAUCGGGGCAAAUGACAAUUUUUUUGUUGUGAUGACGUUCCUACCUUUGUAUUCCAUGGUGGGUCCUUGGUUUAUUGGCGAUUUACUUGACGGUCAUUGGGGUAUUUGCUUUGCAUGGGCAAUGUACAUCGAUGGUCAUUGGGUUCCUUUAGCUUUACCAUACCUUUUUGCAAGUAUCAAUAUGAUACUCUUCCAUAUACCUUUACUUUCAUGUUUAGCUCACAUUCUUCACAAAAGAUUUCUCGAGGUUACAUCUACAAGUAAAUCAAUUGAUUCAUCUUGGCCUUACUUGAAACCAAGACAUAUCAUCCUCUUCCUUUUGCUGGUUUGUAAUGUACUUUUCAACUUCUCAAUUUGUUGGGCUUAUGGUUUCAAGUCAUUGCUGUUCGGAUUUGAACGAUUUUGGUCGAUAUUUGUCUAUCUCUAUAUUUGGUGGACUACACUUUCCUUCACCAUAGAAGACUUUAGAAAACCGGAAGAGGAUAGAGGUUUCACUAAAUCUGUCUAAACUUAUCUUAUCUAAUUUAUUUUGUCAUUUUAGGAAUUAAUUUUGUGUUCUCAUAUUUAACCAUUAUCUUGACGAUUAUUUACUCAUCACUUUCAUUUUCAAUUAUCAAGAUCUUUCAUCAUAAAUAUAAUUUGAACGUCAUUUUAAACGAA